Equus quagga is the source of this 1632-nucleotide messenger RNA. It is a transcript of the gene NAPA, whose product is annotated as NSF attachment protein alpha. The coding region runs from base 144 to 1031 and encodes 295 amino acids. Gene Ontology annotation, molecular function: soluble NSF attachment protein activity; syntaxin binding. The transcript is spliced from 11 exons. The record is from RefSeq and is a predicted model, not a curated record. Gene Ontology annotation, biological process: synaptic transmission, glutamatergic; regulation of synaptic vesicle priming; SNARE complex disassembly. Gene Ontology annotation, cellular component: synaptobrevin 2-SNAP-25-syntaxin-1a complex; terminal bouton; vacuolar membrane. NCBI's taxonomy places the organism in Eukaryota, Metazoa, Chordata, Mammalia, Perissodactyla, Equidae.
GUGGUGCCGGGCCGCAGGGGGCGUGCGACGGUGCGACGUCGACGCAGCCCGCUAAGCUCCCCCGACCCGUCUGCGCCCCUCGGCCACCGCUGAGUCCUCCGAGGGCCGGGGUCUGGCGGCUCUUGAGUCCUUCUGCCGCCGCCAUGGACAACUCCGGGAAGGAAGCGGAGGCCAUGGCGCUGCUGGCCGAGGCGGAGCGCAAAGUGAAGAACUCGCAGUCCUUCUUCUCGGGCCUCUUUGGGGGCUCAUCCAAAGUGGAGGAAGCCUGCGAGAUCUACGCCAGAGCGGCAAACAUGUUCAAAAUGGCCAAGAACUGGAGCGCUGCCGGAAACGCUUUCUGCCAGGCAGCCCAGCUGCACCUGCAGCUCCAGAGCAAGCACGAUGCAGCCACCUGCUUUGUGGACGCAGGCAACGCGUUCAAGAAGGCUGACCCCCAAGAGGCCAUUAACUGUUUGAUGAGAGCAAUUGAGAUCUACACAGACAUGGGCCGGUUCACCAUCGCAGCCAAGCACCACAUCUCCAUUGCUGAGAUCUAUGAGACGGAGCUGGUGGACAUCGAGAAGGCGAUCGCCCACUACGAGCAGUCUGCCGACUACUACAAAGGCGAGGAGUCCAACAGCUCGGCCAACAAGUGUCUGCUGAAGGUGGCCGGUUACGCCGCGCAGCUGGAGCAGUAUCAGAAGGCCAUUGACAUCUACGAGCAGGUGGGGACCACUGCCAUGGACAGCCCCCUCCUCAAGUACAGCGCCAAGGACUACUUCUUCAAGGCGGCCCUCUGCCACUUCUGCAUCGACAUGCUCAACGCCAAGCUGGCUGUCCAGAAGUACGAAGAGCUGUUCCCCGCGUUCUCCGACUCCCGAGAGUGCAAGCUGAUGAAGAAGUUGCUAGAAGCCCACGAGGAGCAGAACGUGGACGGCUACACCGAGGCGGUGAAGGAGUACGACUCCAUCUCGCGGCUGGACCAGUGGCUCACCACCAUGCUGCUCCGCGUCAAGAAGACCAUCCAGGGCGACGAGGAGGACCUGCGCUAGCCCCUCCUGCCCGCGCUCUCCCUCCAGCAAGGAUCACGUGAGCCCGGAGAGGUGGACCUGAGGCCUGGCUGCGCGCCCCUCCCUGCACACGGAGCCUCCUUGCCACAGCGGGGUCCAGCGCGGCCUCGGCCUCGGGCGGGCCUGCCGGCCAGGCGGCCCCUCUGUUCUCGCUGCAUCCCUCGCCCUCUGCCCCUUUAUUUAAGCCCCCAAAGGUGCCCUUCUCCACCCCAAAAGACGCAAUCUUUGACACAGACCUAUUUGCUGUAGCUGCUGCCAGGGGGUGGGGUCAGCAUCUGACCCCCGUCCUCCAACCAGCUGAGUCGUGAGGUUGCCUUCGGUCUCCCCACUUCGUCCCCCAGCCGAGCCCUGAGCACAGGUAGCCCCAACAUGUGCUCUCGCUGUUGGGGUGGGCUCCCCCCCAGCCCCGCACCAGGAGCCUCCCCCAGCCUCCACAGCUGACCUCUCAGGAGAGACCCCAGGCCCUGAGCGCAGAGGGACAUCCCGCGCCCGCCCUCCGCUCCUUCCCUAGUGCUGUGGGGUCUUGCUGGGCAGAAGCUGCAGCUGGCUCAAGAAAGGAAAUAAAAACAGCACUGCGGCAUGA